This is a messenger RNA of Solanum dulcamara, 2278 nucleotides long. RefSeq names its product probable receptor-like protein kinase At1g11050. The record is from RefSeq and is a predicted model, not a curated record. Lineage: Eukaryota; Viridiplantae; Streptophyta; Magnoliopsida; Solanales; Solanaceae. Gene Ontology annotation, biological process: protein phosphorylation. Gene Ontology annotation, molecular function: ATP binding; protein kinase activity. Bases 95 to 1894 code for a protein of 599 amino acids. The transcript has 8 exons.
UGUAUCCUUGUGGUGUUCGACGCAGCCGAUGGAUGAAUGUCAUCCUGAUCAACUCAGAAGUUAAUUAGCUACUAAGUAUCAUCAGUUAAGGGAGAUGGUUGUUGUAGUCAUCAAGGCACUCUUCUUUAUCCAAAUAUGUCUUAUUUUUGCUCAUCUCGCCGCUGCUUCUCCAGAAGACCCAGAUUGUGGGCUGAACUUCACUACAUCUCCAUACAAACCAAGCGGGGAAUGCGUUGCAGGUGAUCAAGAAAUCAUCCAUGAAUGGGACAGUUUCCCCUCCACAAGAUGCUGCCAAAAUGCUCUCAACUUCUUCUCACAGGCAUUGGCCAAACAAGCAAUUCAACAAGGGAACCUCUUCCUCCAUGGAGAUCAAUGGGGACGUUGCGCCUCUGGACCGUUUAAGCACCAGCCCUCAGUUUCCAUCAAUAAAUGUGGAUUUGAUUCCUUCUAUCAACAAAGCAGCCAAUGUUCUACCCUUUCUUUGACAAGUAUUGUGCAGGAACAGAAUUUUAAGGAUGUCAAGGAUAACUGUUCAAGUUUCAGUUCCUCCAACUUCGACGAUGCUUGCAGGGAUUGCACGAGUGCCAUCAAAUCUGCAAGGGAUCAUUUCCUCAAUCAGUUGAAUGCCAAAUAUAAUGAAACUGAGAGAGCUAUUUGUCUUGUGGCUGUGGUCAUUUCAGUGGCUACAACAAAAUUAAACGAUCCUUCUUUAAUCGAUGAUUUCUUUAGUUGUUUGCCAGCAUUAAAUACUUUAGGUGAGGAAAGUAAUGACAUUAAUUACAUUAAAAUCAAGUAUUCUUUAGCGAAAGCAUUGAUUGCAAUCAUUUUAGCAACAUUUGGGAUGAUGAUGGUGAUCUUUCUAGUUAAGUAUGUAACAAGAAACUCUAGGGCUGGACGAAAGCUUCUUCUUUCGAAGCCAAAGAUGUUUGCUUCUUGUCCAGGGCUAUAUACUUUCUCAAAAGCUGAGAUUGAGAACGCGAUAAAUUAUGGGGAUAAGAAGAAAUUCCUGGGACGCGGUAGUGCAGGGCAAGUUUUCAAAGGGGUUCUUCCCAGUGGACAAAUAGUUGCUAUAAAGCAAAUAUAUAGAAGUAAUACGUCCGAUUCUUUCAACAGAGAACUCGAGAAUCUUUCCAGAGUCAGACAUCCUAAUCUUGUUUGCCUCUUUGGGUGUUGCAUUGAGGACGGUGAACAAUAUUUAGUCUACGAGUAUUGUUCUGCUGGAAAUCUAGCUCAACAUCUUCUGAGGAAAGACAGGGUCCUAAGUUGGGAACAAAGGGUAAACAUCUUAAGAGAUUGUGCACUUGCGUUGAGGUAUCUCCACAGCUACAUAGAUGGAUGCAUUGUUCAUAGAGAUAUUAAGCUUACAAAUAUCCUUUUAACAGAGGAAUUGGGAGCAAAGCUAUCAGAUUUUGGGCUGGCAAAGAUGUUGGGAAUGGAAGAGAGCAAAGUGUUUACAGAUGUAAGAGGGACAAUAGGUUAUAUGGAUCCAGAAUAUAUGAGUAACGCAAAGUUGACGUGUGCAAGUGACAUUUAUAGCUUUGGCAUAGUAGCUUUACAAGUUCUUUCUGGCCAGAAAGUGAUUGAACUUGAUUUGGAUGCCAGAGACCAACUAACAAGAAAAGCAAAGGAUGUGAGCAUGGGUAAACGGGGACUAAAAGACUUCGAGGACCCAUGGCUAAAAGGUGAAGUAAACAGUGUGGAUUUCGAAUCCAUACUUAAAAUUGCAGUGCUCUGUGUCGCCAAAUCAAGCAAAGGUCGUCCAACUAUCGAUGUUGUCUUCGAGGAGAUGGACAAAGUCUUGAAAAACACAUUGUCCAACAAGAAAGCGACGGAGCAAAGUGCAUUAGCUGCGUUACGGAGAUCCCAUUCAGUUGGUCAUGUCAUCCCUGUCUGAAACAUGACAUCGAAGUAUCUUUGUCUCUGAAUGCUUAGUUAUUAUUCUGUUGGGAGAAACUCUUGUUCUCUUCCAUCUUAUUUUUUUAAAACAAUUUUUUAGAUCGAUGGAUGUGCAGCUAGCAAAGCUGCUUCCUGUUUGUGAAACCGCUUUUUUGGUUCUUGAGAACAUUUGUGAUUUGUUGUAUUGUGGUGGUGUAAAUUUAUGAUAAGAAUGAUCCAUUGUUGUUGUCUGUUGUAUAGAAGAACACUCUUGAUUCUUGACUAUCUAGGACUCGUCUCCUUAUUCGAUUAGAAUUUUGUUUCCUAUGUAUUUACUCUGUGUCUAUUAGUCUAGGAAUCCGAUUUAUAUAAAUUUAUCCAUUGUUGUGUAAAGUAAAAUAAG